Aureobasidium vineae is the source of this 2844-nucleotide messenger RNA. Lineage: Eukaryota; Fungi; Ascomycota; Dothideomycetes; Dothideales; Saccotheciaceae. The record is from the annotation of a GenBank genome assembly.
AUGGUCGUUACUCUUCUCGGUCUUUUGCGAUUAGGCUACGGCGCAUUGCUGCUUUCAACCAGACUAGCAGCGCCAGCAUACGUUCGGUUGAUGAGUAUGGUCAACUGCUCCACUCUGAUCUCCACGGAUACCUUCAAGUCGGUCCUCGAUGAUGUCCAGGCUGAGAAACCUCUUACCUGCUUGCCUCUACUGCAGCGUUCGGACUAUAUCGGUGUAAAAGCACCCACUUUCAGACGCCAAUACAUUCCUUCCCAAGAGACAAAGAAGAUUGCAGUUAUCAUUCACUCCUCUGGAUCGACCGGUUUCCCGAAACCAAUCUACCUCCGACACGCACAGUGUCUUGCAACGUUCACACAAAACUUCGGCAUGCGUGCUUUCCUGGCAUCUCCUCUCUUCCACAGUCAAGGCUUUUACGAGAUGUUCAGAACGAUCUACUCCAAGAAGCCUCUUUACCUUUGUAACUAUACAAUUCCUCACACAAGGCAAGGCUUGAUGGCUCAAUUGCAGUAUCUGAAGCCUGAAAUCUUCAACUGCGUGCCUUACCUGCUCAAAUUGUUGUGUGAAACCGAGGAAGGCAUCAACGAACUAGCUAAAGUCAGUCUAGUGAUGUUCGCUGGUAGCGGUUGUCCAGAAGAUUUAGGGGACCUGUUGGUGAGCAAGGGAGUCAAUCUGGUCCAGAAUUACGGAUGCACUGAAAUCGGUCGCAUUAUGACUUCGUUCAGAUCGGCAGAAGAUCCCGAGUGGAACUACUGUCGAUUGAACCCGCCAGUCUCUGAGCACGUUCUGAUGGACGAGAUAGCCCCUGGUGUCUUUGAGUGUGUCGCGCUGGAGAGCUUGAAGACGAGAGUUGCGGUCAACUCAGACAACCCUCCAAACUCUUUCCGUUCACGAGAUUUGUUCGCACCUCAUCCGACGCGGCCAAAUCUCUGGAAGUAUCUGAGUAGGCUCGAUGAUCGCCUGACGCUGGUCAACGGCGAGAAGGUUCUGCCACUGCCAAUCGAAGGUCGCAUUCGUCAAGACCGCCUGGUUCAGGAAGCUGCGGUAUUUGGCAUCGGCAGAAGCGUACCUGGAGUUAUUAUCUUCCGAUCCCAGGACGCCAAGGACAUGUCCAACGACGAGUUUUUCGAAGCUGUAUGGCCUGCCGUCGAGGACGCCAACGCCAGAGCAGAAAGUUUCUCCAGAGUUCCAAAAGAGCUUGUCAUUCUUGUUGCUGCAGACACAGAAUACCCAAAGACCGACAAGGGUACCUUUAUCCGAGCCAAGAUCUAUGAUCAGUUCAAGCAGGAUAUUGAAGACAAGUACAGCGACUUUGAGAAUGGCUCUUUAGGAAAUUUGACCCUUGACAUACCUGACCUCGAGAGAUGGCUCCUUAGCGAAUUCAAGAAAGAACUUGGAGUUUCACUAAAACUCGACACAGACUUUUAUCAAGCUGGAAUUGACAGUCUCCAGUCAACUAGAAUGUGGUCAAACAUCAAGAAACAAAUCAAUCUCGGAGGCAACCAUGCAUCGCUGAGCCGGAACGUUCUCUACGAAGCAGCAAACACUCGCGGACUUGCCCAGCAUCUUCACUCAAUGAGGACAGGUGAAGACAAGGCACAAGAGGAUGAGAUCGCUAUUAUGGAACAGCUUGUCUCAACAUAUUCCACCUUCGAGCAACAUGAGCCAUGCGAAGCAAGCGCUAACACCAAGGACGUUGUGCUUUUGACAGGAGCUACUGGAACUGUGGGCAUACACAUACUCGCCAAGCUGGUAAAACAGCACAACGUAACAGCAGUGUGGGCGAUGGUGCGAGCUUCUUCAGUCGCUCAAGCAAACGAGCGGAUAUCAGAAGCUCUAAACUCACGCGAGUUGUGCCUCACCGAGACGGAGAAAGCAAAGAUCGUACCUUUCCUCGGCGAUCUGAGCAAGUCAGACCUUGGACUCCNNAAUGAGGGGAGUCUCCAGAGGUUGAAGUCACAGCUCACCCAUGUGAUACACAGCGCUUGGGCCGUCAAUUUUAAUCUCGGUGUGAAGAGUUUCGAAGAUCAGCAUAUCAGGGGAGCGUACAACCUGAUCCAGCUGUGCCUCGCUACUCGCACACCCAACCCUGCAAAGUUUUUCUUCUGCUCAUCAGUGUCAUCGGCUGCAGGUACGCCUCUAGAUCAGAAGAUCAGAGAAGGUCCUGUACCACAACUCGAAUUUGCUCAAGGAACAGGCUAUGGCAGAUCGAAGUUAGUGACUGAGCGUAUCGUCCACAACGCCAUGAAAAGUACUGGUAUAUACGCCAGAGUAUUGCGUCUAGGCCAGAUUGCCGGUGAUAGCCAACAUGGACAAUGGAACACCACUGAGGCCAUUGCUUUGAUGAUCCAGACGGCCACAACCAUCAAAGCUCUCCCAACUCAUAACGAAGAGCUUUCAUGGCUGCCGGUGGAUCUUGCGGCAUCGAUUGUUGCAGAACUUUCGGGCAUCGCCCAGGCAAUACCUGAUACUCGCUUCCGAGAUGACGAUCUCGUCUACAACAUUCAAAACCCGACAGUAUACCACUGGACCCGCGACAUCCUGCCUGCUCUACACAAAGCAGGAUUGGAAUUUGAUCAAGUGUCGCCCAAGGAGUGGGUGCAGAGAUUGCGUGCUGGUGAUCAGAAUCCAGAGACUAAUCCACCAGUCAAACUGACCGAAUUCUUCGCUGAGAGAUAUGGUAAUGUUGUUGAAGAUGCGCCGAUGAAGAGUGCAGGUCGUUAUGAAACUGUCCAGACAUGUAAAGAUAGUGCUACGAUGACAGCGAUUCCGGAUCUGAUAGAGUCGGGCAUGGUGGCUAAAUUCGUGAAGGCUUGGGCGAAUGAGUGGGGCGUAGAAUUAGCAUGA